CAGGAAGUUUGGUACUCUUGCAGAUGACAGAAUACUGGUGACUGUGGUGGGUCACACUGAAGGUCAGUGUAGCCCAGUGUUGUGUCUCCAGCAGAGGUCAAAAGCGGGUGCUUAGAGAGGAAUAUAAGAACAAAACAUGUAGUAUUUUUCCUUUGAGUGAGCAAAUACAUGCUGCCCAAAUGUUUUGACCAAUUCUACUUCAUUAUGGAUACUCUAUGCUAGCCCAAAUAACAAAACAUACUCAGUAAAUGCCGAAGAUAUAUGGUCAGGAAAACAAGGUCUUUCUUUUAGGAAUUGUUAAGUAAUGCUAUCUCUUUGAGGUUUUAUUCUUUAAAAAAUGAAUAUUCUAAAUUGGAACAAAUAACUUGAGUAGUUUAAAGAGGACCACCAUUUGCUUGAUGAAUUUCCCAAACUCUCAACAUGAAGAGAAAGGUAGGUCAAGACAGGUUGUGUUGGGAGAUGAAAUAAAAUAAGAGAUAAAGAGAUAAAAUAAGCUUCUUUGUAUUUCAGGAAGAUCAGGAAGUGUUACAGGAACUGCAAGAGACAUCAUCUAGCUGGUAGUCAGAAGAAACAACAGGAUUUUGCUGACCUCCUCAUUUGUACUUGUACCUGUUGGAAAAAAAAACUGAUUCUGAUUCAGAGGUUUCUCUGGGCCUGUCUUCUAUUAAUACAGCUGUUAUCUCUAUCUACAGCUUAGACAAAUUUGAGGGUAGUCUUUGAAGCAUAAGGAAAGUGAUGUGCUGUAGGAUGUGUCUGAACUUCUCGCCCUUGACAGAAAGAACAUAUUGUGUUAGUAUUUCUAAGUGUCAUUAGCUCUCUCAACAGAUCUGCUCUGGAAAUACUUCUGUCUGCAUUGGGUUUAUGAACUUGAAAAGGUACUUGGUUAAGAACUAUACUAUCAGGGUUUUUUCUUUCUGGAAGGAAAGACAAAAGAAAACAUUACGAUUCUCAUUCUAGACUCAGAUUAACAUCUAACUCCUCUCUCUCAUCAAUCUGCUAAAAUCCCAGGUGAAAGGUGCUUGAUAUAAAUAAAGCUUAUAGCAGAAAUUACAACAGGAGGAAAGAGAUCACUCUUGUCUAAGUAGUGGCUAUGUGUCUGGAGAGGUUUAACAAGACCACAAGCAGAGAUCAUCAGGUCUUGGCAAUAGUAGUCAGAGGAUCAGUCUUAAUUGUGAGACACAGCUAACCUUCAGAACAUGCCCAGAUUUGGCAAUUUUACCAAAGUACACAGAUAACAUAAUACGUAUUUAAACCAUUCAAACAUGUCCUUCUAUCUUUGAUACAAAACAGCUCCCACCCACUUGACGUUACAGACCAAGUGAUUCAGAUCUAUUGGCUCUUGGUUGUGGAAAAAUCUGCCUUGAGGUCAGUUGUGGUUCAUACCACAAGCAGCCAUCCUUUCUUUACUCUGCCUAACUUCUGCCUGCUAUUUUAAAUGGACACAAUAUCCUUACUUUCAGCUGUAUUUGACUAAGGGUCUGCAUAGAGUCAUAUGCAAAGUAUAAGGACCUCUGAAUGCUGUGUAUGUGCAGGAGCCUGUCUGUGAAAGCUGGCCCCUGUUGGGUCUAAGCAGAAGGUAAAGGAGGUGGCUGUGACUCAAAAUCCAGGAUUGGGAAAUACAGAGAGAGAGCCUAGAGGAGUCCAUUGCUGCCACACUGAUGGUAAUCCUGUGUGAAUACCUUCCCACCUGCUGGAAAGCAGAAAAUUGUAGCAGCCCAGAAAAUGUUUGAGAUGUGUCAGAACUUCUGAGUUCUGCCGUGUCCCUGAACAUCUUUCCUGAAACUGGAGGAGGUUUUUUUCCCUGCCCCCCCAUUUCCUGUAUAUAACAAUCAGACUUUAGUAAUUGCAACUUUUCUUUUAAUUUUCUGAGUUACAAGCCCACAUGAGGCCUUUCGGAUUCAUUAUGCAUUAACCAGUGUGUAUCUGGGGAUGAAUAAUGUUCCAUCUUACUUUCUUUUUUCCCCUUGCUCUGAACGGUUGUUUUUUAACAGAAAUGCCUUUUUCCUUUCGAGAACUCUCAGAAAUAUGUUCCUUUAAGAACCUCCUACAUGGUAUGUAUUUGCAGUUUGUAAACACAGUAUGUCAAAGAAUGAUUUGAUUCAGUGGUGAGGCAGCCAGAUAUUUGCAUGUCAUGAGGUCUUAGGGAAACAAACUGACCCUCAGCCUUCCCUCAUCCAGGCAAAUUCUGAUGGGACCCUCAAAUAGCUCUGGCAAAGUGUUCUGUUUCUUUUGGACUUGAUGAAUGCUUUUUUCUGUAUAGACAUGUAAUUAUUUCUUCCUUUAUUUUGUCCCACAAGUUACCAAGAGAAGCAGCUUAAAACUAAAUAUCACGUGGGGGGCUCCAGCAGGAUGACCAGCAGUCACACAGACUGUCAUUUCUGCCUGCAGUCUCUCCGUGGCAGGAAAUAUGCACUAAGAGAUGAAAAUGCUUACUGCGUUCCGUGUUAUGACAGCCUGUACGCCAACCCCUGUGAAGAGUGCAAGCAACCCAUUGAGUGCAGCUCCAAGGAUCUGGCCUACAAAGGCCGUCACUGGCAUGAGGGGUGCUUCAGGUGUGCCAAGUGCAGUCGCUCACUUGUGGAGAAACCAUUUGCUGCCAAGGACGAGGUCUUGCUGUGUACUGACUGCUACUCCGAUGAGUACUCAUCCAAGUGUUUUCACUGCCAGAAAACCAUUAUGCCUGGUUCACGUAAAAUGGAAUUUAAGGGAAGUUCCUGGCAUGAAUCCUGUUUCGUUUGCCAGUAUUGUCGGCAACCAUUGGGAACAAGACCAUUAAUCACCAAAGACAAUGAGAAUUACUGUGUGCCCUGUUUUGAGAAGCAAUUUGCUCACCAUUGCUAUGCUUGCAAAAAGGUUAUAACUUCUGGAGGAGUGACCUACCAUGACCAGCCUUGGCAUAAAGAGUGCUUUGUGUGUGCUGUGUGUAAAACUCAGCUGUCUAGGCAAAGAUUCAUUUCCAAAGAUGAGUACCCAUACUGCGUAGACUGUUUCAGCAAAUUUUAUGCCAAUAAGUGUGCUGCUUGCAAGAAACCUGUUACAGCUCUUGGAGGUGCCAAAUACAUCUCAUUUGAGGAGCGUCAGUGGCACGGGGAAUGCUUUAACUGCGUGAAAUGCUCUGUCUCCCUGGUGGGCCAGGAAUUCCUCACUCGGCAGGAUGACAUCCUUUGCCACAAAUGCGGCUCAGCUUCAUAGUUCUGUGGAAAGCUGUGCAGCUGUACAGCUUCACUAUUCCCACUCUGCUGUAAGAAAACCAGAUAAGAGGCACUACAGUUAUUUAGUCAUUGAAGUAAUUUUGCAACAGCAGUUUAACUCCGUCCUAGCUCUCAACUGCUUAUAAACAAAAAUUAAACAACCACCCCAUAGUGCUUAAUAAAACAAUGCAGAUAGGAUUUGUAUAUAUUUUAAGCCUAA
Molecule: messenger RNA, 3411 nt
Organism: Pseudopodoces humilis (Tibetan ground-tit)
Lineage: Eukaryota; Metazoa; Chordata; Aves; Passeriformes; Paridae
Gene: FHL5
Product: four and a half LIM domains 5
Biological process (GO): positive regulation of transcription by RNA polymerase II
Cellular component (GO): Z disc; nucleus
Molecular function (GO): transcription coactivator activity
Source: RefSeq, a predicted model, not a curated record